This is a messenger RNA of Cladophialophora bantiana CBS 173.52, 642 nucleotides long. RefSeq lists its product as uncharacterized. The coding region runs from base 1 to 642 and encodes 213 amino acids. The record is from RefSeq and is a predicted model, not a curated record. The transcript has a single exon. NCBI's taxonomy places the organism in Eukaryota, Fungi, Ascomycota, Eurotiomycetes, Chaetothyriales, Herpotrichiellaceae.
AUGUUCCAUCUCACUACGAGACGAGAUACUUUGCUCAACUCCACGCUUUCUACGGAACUAGCCUCCACGCCGGACGCAAUGACGAAGUUUCUAGAAGACCCGUUUGGGACAUGGCAAACAACCCUACUCUUCAUUGUCCUGCUCAUGGCCUUGGGCAUUUGUGUGGGUUUUCUAGGCACGCGCUACGCGGAGGUACUCAGAUUCAACACCUUCAGCUACGACACACUUCCAUUGACUCUCGAGGGGCGACAACCGAAGCGCUCGGCCAAUGGAGGGGAAGUCGCGGCAUGUCUGUUCGCCGAAACACCAAUCACUCAGGCUAGCCGGUUGCAUGACGACGACCAGUUCAACCUCAGACGACGACCUGGAACCGCAAAUGUUCGGCCUAACUUCGUCGCGAUUGGACAAGUUCAAGAAGGGACGAUAGCGCAGAGAAGAGCGUCAUUACCUACGGGCGCUGGAACAAACACGAAUGUACGCGGCCGCCUGGAAUUGAAGCCCGUGCAGAUCCAAGAGAGUCAGUCGAUGUUGUCAAAGAAAGCGAUGUCUAUGGUACGAUUCGGGGCAGAUAUUACAAUCAUGAGAUCGGCUUGGUUCGAAGAGGCCACUGACAACAAAGAUUCUCGUUCAAUCGAUCUUUAA